UUUUUUUUAAAAAAAAAAUUAAUAAAAGAAACAAGAGGAAAAGAAGUACAGUAACGCGUUUCUCCUUCUCUCUGUUUCCUUCAUUCGUUUCGCGAUCGACCACCGCACCGCAGCACCACUCUCAAAUCCGGUCUCAAAUCUCUCUAUUUCUCAUUCUCUCAGUCUCAGGCCGCUCUCCGCCGCCGCUCUCAGCCUCUCUCUCGCAGUCGCAGCGCACACAGCCAAAAAAAUAUUGCGGUUAAAAUUGUGCCCAGGCUCCAAUAUAAUCCUGGCUCCGCCACUGAGUGUCAGUAAUAAUAAUAGAUAACGAGGAAGGAGUAAGUAAGUACUCACGACUUUCAUCGAACACCUAUCGAUCACAACCCCUAACGUGUCAAUCUACCACCUUAUCUUUUUAACUCUUUCCUGGUAAACCCAAAACAUCUUCAUCUUCAUCUUCUCAUCCCUCUCAAAAUCCCAAAAACUAUGAAUCGUGUAUUAUCAUCAUCAUUUUACAAACACUGUAACAGAGCAAUUCACCAAACCAUACCAAAGCACCGAAACGAAACCCAACUCCAAACCGCCGGUCCGGUAGCUUCUCUCAUAAAAUCCCGCUCCGUCAUACGAUUCCGAGGACCCGACACCGUCAAAUUCCUUCGGGGACUAUUAACCAACGAUAUACGCAAAAUUGGUGAACCUAUUGGCGAUAAAACUGCCAAUUUUCCUACACCCAAUGUUCCCACUACUUCUGUUACUCCUAUCUAUGCUGCCUUGUUAACACCUCAAGGUAGAUUCCUCUACGACCUCUUUCUCUAUAAACCGCCAAACUCUGAUACUAAACUUGAUACUACCGGUACUGGACCUGCUUCUGAUCCGAAUCAACCCUUUGAAUUGUUUGCUGAUGUUGAUGCUUCUGUUUUGGAUGAAUUGUUGGCAACGUUUACCAAGUACCGGUUGAGGUCGAAGGUUGAAAUUGAUAAUGUUGCUAGCGAAUUCUCAUGUUGGCAGCGUUAUGGUUCUGGCCCUUCUGACAAUUCCUCGGAUGUAGAAGAACCAGAAGCAGCGUCUGUUGGGUGGGGAGCUGGUGAGGAUGGUGCUGCAAUGUCGUCCUCUAGUGAGGGUAAUCUUGGAUGGCAAUGGUUUAAGGAUCCCAGAUUGGCCUGUCUUGGUUUCAGAGGGAUCUUUCCAUCAAAUAUCAUUCCACCUCUAAUUGAGGCUGACAAAGAGACUGAUGAACAGAAUUACCUUAUGUGGAGAAUAGAGAAGGGAGUAGCAGAAGGAUCAAUUGAGAUUCCAAAAGGUGAAGCAAUGCCACUUGAGUAUAAUCUAGUUGGCCUUAAUGCAAUCAGCUUUGACAAAGGUUGCUAUGUCGGGCAGGAACUCAUAGCACGUACACACCACAGAGGGGUGAUUCGGAAGCGAUUAGUUCCUCUAAGGUUUCAAGAUAAUGAUGGGAAAGUCAUAGACAAAGUCAUUCCUGGCUCCGAAGUAGUAAACAGAGAAUCUGGGAAAAAAGCUGGUUUAGUGACUACUGCUCUGGGAUGUCGUGGGUUGGGGCUCUUGCGGCUGGAGGAAGCUUUAAAAGGUUCCACUGCUUUGUCCAUUCAAGGACAAGAGGAUGUGAAGGUUGUCGCUAGUAAACCAGAUUGGUGGCCUUCUGAUUGGCUUCAAGAUCUUCAACAGCACACUGCUUUUGCAUAGGAUGCUCAAUCUCAUUCAAAAGACAAGUAUCUUUUAACAAGUAAGUGGAUAAGGAAACUGUGACGGCGACGGUAGUGGAUUUUCUUGCUGAGUGAGUUAUGGAAACGACAGUUAAGUCAUAUUUCCUUCUUAGAAACCUUAAUGUAGAACAAUUUUGUUUUCGUUAGAAAAGAAUCAUUAUGUAUUUUAUUAUAAAUUUGUACAAAGCCCUGCCGUCAAAUUCAUUUUGCUUGAUGAGUAGUAUAAGCUGGAAAAAUAUAACCAGUGUAAACUUAAUGGCACAGAGAGACCAUUUGUACCAGAUGAAUAAUGAAAGGCUAGAAAGUUUGGAUAUCUAUGUUCCUAAUAUCAAUGUAGUAGACAGACUUGUUACUUUAUCAAAAAAAUAAAAAGCAGUAGAUUUUUUAUUUUAA
Messenger RNA from Trifolium pratense (red clover), 2093 nucleotides. Its product is annotated as putative transferase At4g12130, mitochondrial. The transcript has 6 exons. Gene Ontology annotation, molecular function: protein binding. Lineage: Eukaryota; Viridiplantae; Streptophyta; Magnoliopsida; Fabales; Fabaceae. The record is from RefSeq and is a predicted model, not a curated record. Bases 466 to 1680 code for a protein of 404 amino acids. Gene Ontology annotation, cellular component: mitochondrial matrix.